Messenger RNA from Liolophura sinensis, 3933 nucleotides. Its product is annotated as acylamino-acid-releasing enzyme-like. Gene Ontology annotation, biological process: proteolysis. NCBI's taxonomy places the organism in Eukaryota, Metazoa, Mollusca, Polyplacophora, Chitonida, Chitonidae. Gene Ontology annotation, molecular function: serine-type endopeptidase activity. The transcript is spliced from 22 exons. The record is from RefSeq and is a predicted model, not a curated record. Bases 26 to 2146 code for a protein of 706 amino acids.
GACCAGCAGCCAGCUGGUGGUCAUCAUGGUAGUCACAAAGGUAGAGAAUGUUGUAUGUCUGUACAGGGAUUAUGCAAGUUUCCCUUCUCCUGUUUCUGCAAGAAUUACAUCCAUCUCUGAUAAAACAACACAUGUCUCAGCCGUCUGGAGCCAAAGAGAUUUGGAAAGGAAAGAGAAUGUAAAGUUCUCAAAGACUUACUUUGUACCUGGAGAAGGUGCUAAGGAUGUUAUUUCCACAGCUCCGCAGGAAAUAAAGAAUGAGAUUUGGAAUGAACUUUCCCCAUCAGGUAAAUUGAAGGCCAUUGUUAGAGAUGCCAAGACAAAGAAAGGGGAUGAGAAACAGUUUGUUGAAAUAUGGGAUGACAAUCACAAGCUCAAAACUGUUGAUGUUACUGCCAUAGAUAAACAUGGGAAGAUCUACGAAGCUGGAGGCUUUGGUUCCUUGACAUGGUCCUUGUCAGAAGAAAAACUGCUGUACACAGCAGAAAUGAAACCAGCCAGAACAGCGUCUUACUUUGACACAAUAACGGUCACAGGUAAUGAGACUUCAGAGGUCAUCCAGGGUGAUGAGUUUGUCUUCAGAGAGAGUUGGGGAGAACAAAUGAUCAAGUGCAGCCAUCCAGUGCUGUGUGUGCUAGAUUGGAAGACAUCAGAUAUCAUGGUCUUGGAGGGCAUUCCAGAUGAUCUCUCACCUGGUCAGGCUGUGUGGGCCCCAGGUGACCAGGCUGUGGCAUUUGUGGGCUGGUGUCAUGAUCCCUGGAGACUCGGCCUCACCUACUGUGUACAGAGAAAAAGUCACCUAUAUCUGUUGGAUCUUGGUGGAAAGUCCUGCAAGAAGCUUUCUGCAGACAACUGGGCAUGUCGUAGUCCAAGGAACAGUCCUGACCAUUCUAAGUUAAUCUACCUUCAGGUUAAGACCGCCUUCACCCAUUAUCAGUGUAGCAGACUAGUCAUGUUUGACUGGAAAACUCAGAAGAAUACAGUCGUUGUGGAUAUUGUAAACAGUAAUAAAGAUAAAGUGUUCCAGGGUCUUUUCCUAAUCCAGCUUCCAUCCAGGUGUUGGUGUGCUGACAGUAAAAGAGUACUUCUGGACUCCUUCACCAGGAGCAAUAAGUUUGUCUAUGUUGUAAACCUGGAGAGUAAAGAAGUGACGGCACUUCCUGGAGAGGAGGCUCAGGGAGACUGGGUGGUGCAUGAUGUCCUUGGUAACAAGGUCAUUGCUCAGUACAGCUCACUGGAUACACCACCAUAUCUGGUUAUGGGGGAUAUUCCUCCUGCAGGCCAGGAAAGCUCCAUCAAAUGGAACAAGCUGUCCCAAUCUGUUAAGUUGUCGGAGAUCACAUGGAAGAUCAUAAAGUUUAACCCAGCACAUGAUAACGAAAAUGAGAAGUUCCCUGAUGUGGAUUAUGAAGGUAUCCUUGUUCUUCCUACUGGAUCAAAGCAGGAAGCCUUACCUCUGGUUGUAUUUCCUCAUGGUGGACCUCAUACCUGUUUUUCUUCUGGGUUUGCUUUGUACUUCUCUCUGCUGGCUAGGUGUGGAUUUGCAGUUUUGCUGGUUAACUACAGAGGCUCAGUUGGAUUUGGCCAGGAUGGAAUUGUAUCGUUGGUGGGAAAUAUUGGGAAGCAAGAUGUACAGGAUGUCCAGUCAGCUACUCUGCAUGUGUUGAAGUCGGACUUUCUUGAUAAAGAGAAAGUCGUUGUCAUGGGAGGAUCUCAUGGGGGGUUUCUAACAACUCACCUGAUUGGCCACUACCCUGGCUUUUAUAAAGCAGCUGUAGCCAGGAAUCCUGUAACUAACUUAGUAGCAAUGCUUGGGUCCUCUGAUAUUCCAGAUUGGAUAUAUGUGGAAUGUGGUUAUGAGUUUGACUUUGUCAAUUUGCCAAAUCCUGAUAUGUACAAGACGUUCUGGUCAAAGUCUCCUAUCAGAUAUAUUGAUCAGGUGAAGACCCCAACCAUGAUAAUGCUUGGAGCAGAAGACAAAAGAGUCCCUCCAAAACAAGGCGAAGAAUAUUACCGUGCCCUCAAAGCAAGAAACAUUCCUGCCAGACUCCUGGUGUAUCCUGAAGAUUGUCAUCCUAUCAUCAAGAUGGAUUCUGAAUCAGAUGCCUUUGUCAACAUCAUCAGAUGGUUCAGUGAUCACCUCUAGAAGACAGGUGUGGCCUCUUUUGAAUUCCAGCUGAAGCAGUUUCUACCAAUUCAAUGUGGUGUGUAGCUCACAUCACAGCACAGUCUGGAUUGUAACUGUGACUGAAGCUCUGACUCCUAGAUUGGAUGUUAUUUGAUACAUGCCUCUUUAUGAAGAUUUUCUUGAAAUACCAACUAUCUGCAUAUAAUCAGAAUAUUUCUUGAAACAAGUAAAUCUGUAAAUUCUUAUGUUCACUUAAUCAUUUUAGUAACAAGUAUAAUUUUUAUUUUGAACCUUAUUACAAGUAUUUAGUUUUAUGACAUACACAAAUUUUACCAUCAAUGAAUUAAAGAAAAGUGUUUACACAUGUAAGUGUAUACAGUACAUUAUUGACUGUACUUAGCUUUUUACUGAAGUUGUGAAAAUUACAUACUGGUAUGAUUAAAAGGAUUCCAUCAUUUGUAAAAGUGAUGGAUGAUUUAGCCAUUAUCAUAGUACCAUUCAUGUUAGUCGGAUAGAAUCAGCAUGUCAGGUUAUGUGAUGAUCUUCUCAGCAGUGGAGGAGCUAUAGGCAUAACGUGACCUUCUCAGUACAUGUAGUGGAGGAUCUCCAGGCAUAAUGUGACCUCAGUAUAUGUAGUGUAGGAUCUCCAGGCAUAAUGUGAUCUUCUCAAUGCAUGUGAUCUUCUCAGUACAUGUAGUGUAGGAUCUCCAGGCAUAAUGUGACCUUCUCAGUACAUGUAUUGUAGGAUCUCCAGGCAUAAUGUGAUCUUUUUCAGUACAUGUAGUGUAGGAUCUCCAGGCAUAAUGUGAUGAUCCUCUCAGUACAUGUAGUGUAGGAUCUCCAGGCAUAAUGUUGUGAUCCUCUCAGUACAUAUAGUGUAGGAUCUCCAGGCAUAAUGUGGUGAUCCUCUCAGUACAUAUAGUGUAGGAUCUCCAGGCAUAAUGUGGUGAUCCUCUCAGUACAUAUAGUGUAGGAUCUCCAGGCAUAAUGUGGUGAUCCUCUCAGUACAUGUAGUGUAGGAUCUCCAGGCAUAAUGUGAUGAUCCUCUCAGUACAUAUAGUGUAGGAUCUCCAGGCAUAAUGUGGUGAUCCUCUCAGUACAUAUAGUGUAGGAUCUCCAGGCAUAAUGUGGUGAUCCUCUCAGUACAUAUAGUGUAGGAUCUCCAGGCAUAAUGUGGUGAUCCUCUCAGUACAUAUAGUGUAGGAUCUCCAGGCAUAAUGUGGUGAUCUUAUCAGUACAUGUAGGAGCUCCAGGCAUAAUGUGGUGAUCUUCUCAGUGCAUGUAGGAGCUCCAGACAUGAUGUGGUGAUCUUCUCAGUACAUGUAGGAGCUCCAGGCAUAAUGUGGUGAUCUUCUCAGUGCAUGUAGGAGCUCCAGACAUGAUGUGGUGAUCUUCUCACUACAUGUAGGAGCUCUAGGCAUAAUGUAGUGAUCCCCUCAGUAAUGUAGGAGCUCGAAGCAUAAUGUGGUGAUCCUCUUUGCAGUGUAGGAGCUCGAAGCAUAAUGUGGUGAUCCUCUUUGCAGUGUAGGAGCGUAACUUAUCAGCUGUGAGUAGGCUCAGAGGGAAAUCGCCAUCUGUGACACACCCUAUGAUAAAGUUUGUGUUGAAGAAGUGAUUAAGAGGCCAGUGGUGUUAGUUAUUUUUGGAUGUGUUUUUGAAAAUUUGGACUUAAUAAUUGUUUUGAUACAAACUAUUUUUGUAAAUUCCCUGGUGAAAUCUGCAUUGUGAGGUCAUCAUUUUACCUGUCAUUAAAAUACAAUAUCAAUUUCCAUUUCUUUGUCAAUUGUCUGUGGAAUAAAAGUUCU